This is a messenger RNA of Phytophthora nicotianae INRA-310, 435 nucleotides long. RefSeq lists its product as hypothetical. The transcript is spliced from 2 exons. Lineage: Eukaryota; Oomycota; Peronosporomycetes; Peronosporales; Peronosporaceae. The coding region runs from base 1 to 435 and encodes 144 amino acids. The record is from RefSeq and is a predicted model, not a curated record.
AUGCACAAACCAAAGAUUAUGGCGCGAGCUCAACAGACAGAGCGCAACCAGAGACGCAACCAACAUACACAGCAACCGAAUUUCGAUGUGGGAGAUUACGUGUUGAGGCACCUAGUGACGGGGGAGGAAACGGAUGUUCACACCUCAAGAUUGAAGUUCUAUGCAGACAGCUCGUUGCACAUCACGGAAGAGAUUCGCGUGCAUGUAGCAGCUCAGGGUCAACUCCUAGCUGUUAACGAACUUUUAGACUACAGAUGGAACACAACAAAGAAAGACUACGACAUACUAGUGAGCUGGAAAGGUAUGGAGCCCAUCGAGGACUCAUGGGAGUCAGCCAAGUCUCUGGCCAAGGACAUUCUUGUACUACUGAAGCAGUUUACGGCUGGACGAGAAGAUUCCGGUCUCGAUCGCCAUCUUGGUGCAUUGAUGACGUAG